ACAUUAUCACCCAGUCAGCUGUUUAAGAACCGUUAUAAGUCGAUGACCAUGUGGACUUCUUAAAAAUCAAAUACCCGCCAUAGAUCACUUUCAGAUGGCUGAGAAAUGGGAGACCUUUUACUAAAUACACCAAAAAGAAAGCAAUUGCUCAAGGAUGGUCCACCCGUACCCACUAGGUGUCAGGUGCUCGGACGUGGAGCCCACGGCACCGUUUUUAAAGCUAUAUACAGAGAUCGCUCCGUUGCUGUUAAGAUAAUUCGUGCCCAGGCGGCCUCAACUCUGCACAAUGAGUCCCAUUUGCUGAACCUGGAGCACCGGAACAUUGUACGCCUUCUGAAGCUGGAGUCCGCCCCAGAUUUCGGCUUGGUCAUCAUGGAGUGUCCGAGGGGACAAAGUCUGCAGAGGAUCGUUGACACUUUGGCUCUACCACUGAUGCACAGGGUCUUAAUAACUCUGGAUGUGGUUGCUGCACUGAGAUACUGUCAUUCCCAAAACGUAUUACAUCUGGAUGUAAAGCCAACCAAUAUAUUGGUUGCCCUGGGAACAAAGUCUUCGGUAGCUGGAAAUGCCACUAAGGUCAAAGUGAAGCGAAGCUACAUCUGCAAGCUCUGCGAUUUUGGCUCCUCCAUUGAAGUUGGCGAAUUUUGUGCUUGGCAGGAGCCAUCCGUUGCCAAGGGAACCCUGCGAUACAUGUCUCCAGAAGCGCUGCGAUCGGAUACUCUUACCGAAGCCUCCGAUAUCUACUCCCUGGGCAUUACAAUGUGGCAACUGCAAGCUCGCAGAUUGCCCUAUCACACGCUCGAUUGCAAUGAAACCAUAGCCUACCAGGUGGUUAAGCACGAACUGCGUCCGGACAACUAUCAUCAGUUAAAGAUUCUGGCUUUGGACUCUACCAUUGACUGCGAUCGGAGCUUGGCCAACGAAAGCGCCGCCAACGUGAUCUGCAGAACGGCAAAUACCUCGGCGCGACGUAAUCUGAGCCUCGAUCCAUCUUACACCGCCGGCCGUGAACUGAAAAAGAAGCGCCGCCGGAACCGAUUAGCACUCCACUUUGAUAGUCCGGCGCCGGAGGGCAGUGCGUGCUCGGAAAGCGCUUACUCGAAACUAUACAAAAGCUGCUGGGUCAGCGCCCCGGAAUCACGAUUGAGUUCUAUUCAGCUGAAGCAUGAGCUGGAUUUCAUUCUUUGUCAUAGCACCUAGGUGGUAGUCUAAGUGAUCGUGUGUGUUUGCAUUUUAUGUUAUUGAUUCGUAUAGUACAUACCCGUAUUUAUGUAAGAUUUUACCAACCCAAGCCGUGAUAACUGAAUUUCGAGGGCCAGGGCACCUGGUUAGGUCAAUGAUCAAUUUUUCUGUAACUUCUUUUUGUUUAUUUUGUACUCGCUACGCUAAGAAAAUACAUUUAUAAUGUUUAU
This is a messenger RNA of Drosophila erecta, 1412 nucleotides long. It is a transcript of the gene Mos, whose product is annotated as serine/threonine-protein kinase mos. NCBI's taxonomy places the organism in Eukaryota, Metazoa, Arthropoda, Insecta, Diptera, Drosophilidae. The transcript has 3 exons. Gene Ontology annotation, biological process: protein phosphorylation; signal transduction; positive regulation of MAPK cascade. Gene Ontology annotation, molecular function: protein kinase activity; ATP binding. The record is from RefSeq and is a predicted model, not a curated record. Gene Ontology annotation, cellular component: cytoplasm. Bases 106 to 1200 code for a protein of 364 amino acids.